Messenger RNA from Varanus komodoensis (Komodo dragon), 2051 nucleotides. RefSeq names its product interleukin 1 receptor associated kinase 4 (gene IRAK4). The transcript has 12 exons. Gene Ontology annotation, biological process: protein phosphorylation; signal transduction. The coding region runs from base 261 to 1832 and encodes 523 amino acids. Gene Ontology annotation, cellular component: plasma membrane. The record is from RefSeq and is a predicted model, not a curated record. Gene Ontology annotation, molecular function: ATP binding; magnesium ion binding; protein serine/threonine kinase activity. NCBI's taxonomy places the organism in Eukaryota, Metazoa, Chordata, Lepidosauria, Squamata, Varanidae.
GCAAGGAAGGACCAAAAACAAAACAAAAAGACAAAAAGGACUGUACCAUCAUUGGUCAACGCUGGAACAAAACUGCGCAGAGCAGCUUAUCAGACCGUACCGCUCAGAAAGCGCCCAGCCAUCCGCGUCGCUAAGAGUGGACGAAAGCGAGAUCGCUCCCCGGCUUUCUGGAUGCCUUUCUUUCGCUUUCUAGUGAAAGUGUCCUCCCCGCCUGCCUUGUCGAUGGGCCGAACCGACUGGGGGGGGGGGGGCUGCGACGCAUGCGUAGAAUUCUGAGAAAGGAGCGCGCCCAGCGCAAACCCGAAGCCCAGCUGAGGGGAAGUUCCAAAGUUGAGCAACAGGGCGGGGCUGGGGAAGCCCGUGCGCUGCUUACCGGGCUCGGGUCUCGCCCUGUCGGGGUAUCGGGAGACUCGCUGUGGGCGGAACUGGAGAUGAGCAACUCUAUAACAUCUUCAACGUAUGUGCGCUGCCUUGGCUAUGGCAUGAUGAAGCAACUAGCUGAUUUCAUCGAUCCACAGGAAGGAUGGAAGAAAUUAGCAAUAGAUAUAAAAGAUCCUUCUGGUGCAAGCAGAUACAACCAAAUGCAUAUACGGCGUUUUGAAGCAUUAACACGAGUAGGGAAGAGUCCCACCUGUGAAUUACUUUAUGACUGGGGGACCGUAAAUUGUACAGUUGGUGAUCUGGUGGAUCUGCUUAUCAAAAAUAAUUUCUUGGCACCAGCUAGUCUUUUCCUUCCAGGUUCUGCUAGGGUGGCAGAAGGUGCAACAAUGCUCUGCAAUGCCCUACAAACAACCGUGUGUCUAAAUGAAAAAGAAACUCCUCUAAUGGAACAACAAAAUGUGCCUGUAUCACCUCUCUUGGUUCCAGAUAAUGAGUGCCUAACUUCAGCUUCCCAUGACUUCAGAACAGAGAAAAGUGAUUUAUCCCUUAAUGAUACAGGGUUACAGAGAUUUUUGUUUCUCGAGCUGAAAAGUUUUACGAAUAAUUUUGAUGAUCGAACUGUGUCAGCUGGUGGCAACAAGCUUGGUGAAGGAGGCUUUGGAGUGGUGUUCAAAGGGUACAUCAAUGGGAGAACAGUGGCAGUGAAAAAACUUACUGCUUUGACUGAUGUAAGCAUUGAAGACCUGAAAAAGCAGUUUGAACAAGAAGUGAGGAUUAUGGCAAAGUGUCAGCAUGAGAAUCUAGUAGAAUUGCUUGGUUUCUCAGACGACUUUGAUCAGCCUUGCCUAGUUUAUGAUUAUAUGCCUAAUGGUUCAUUGCUUGAUCGACUAGCUUGUCUGGAUAACACUGCACCAAUUCCUUGGAAAACAAGAUGUAGUAUUGCUCUGGGUGCAUCAAAUGGAAUCUGCUUUUUACAUGAAAAUAACCACAUUCACCGUGAUGUGAAAAGUGCAAAUAUCUUACUUACUGAAAAAUUUGUACCCAAACUUUCUGACUUUGGACUUGCAAGAGCAUCAGAAAAGUUCACACAUACUAUCCUUACGGAAAGAAUAGUUGGAACAGCAGCCUACAUGGCUCCAGAGGCGUUGCGUGGGGAGAUAACCCCUAAAUCGGAUGUCUUCAGCUUUGGUGUGGUUUUACUUGAAAUAAUUACAGGGCUAACACCUGUAGAUGGAAAUCGGAAUCCGGAGUUAUUGCUGUCUAUCAUAGAGGAAAUUGAGGAUGAAGAAAAGACUAUUGAAGAUUAUGUUGAUGAAAAGAUGAGUAAUUGGAAUAUCACAUCAGUGGAACAGAUGUAUUUGAUUGCUUGCCAGUGUCUGAAUGAAAAGAAGAACCGGAGGACAGAUAUUAAGACGGUCAGGCAACAUUUACAAGAAUUGCUGGUCCAAUAAGCUUUCUUCUGGGAUUUGGUGUGGUAGCUGAUGUACCUGACAGGAGGUUUGGGGGAAAGAUAUCUCCUUACGUACAAAAGAACUUGUUUUCAUUAAUUUAUAGUUUUAUAUAGUUGGUACGGUUGGUAUAGUUCAUUUUUUUAAAAACAAAUGCAUGUGUUUUAUGGCUUUAUCAUUUUGUCACCUUUCCUAGACAGUAAAGUGAAAACCUCCCUCAAA